GUGAAGUCGAGGCCGAGAUGACAGCUUUGAUCAGUGAAAACUUUCGAAGAUUGCUUCGGAAUUUGUUAGUAUGUGGACCCCUACUCAUGUUCAGAUAACUGUCCACAGGGCUAGAAACAUUGUGUGCAAAACUAAAGGAGGAAGUGAUGCUUUUGCUACCAUUCAGCUUGGAGAUGAAAAAUUUAGAACUUCAGUGAAAACUAAAACAUCAAAUCCAGAAUGGCAUGAAGAAUGUGAUUUACAAAUCCCUAAUGACAAGAGUCAUGUUGUGAUCAGUGUUUACCAUAGAAGCUUUGUUGGCCUAGAUGACUUCUUAGGUCAGGUAACAAUUAGCCUGGAUGAGCUGGCUGUUUAUGAUGCACCAAAGAGCAGUUGGUAUGCAUUAUCCAGCAAACCAGGCAAAAAAGAAAAGCACAAAUAUCGGGGAGAGAUUGAAGUGAAAGUCGGUUUCAUUGUUUUAAGUAAAACAACCAGCUUGUUAGAUGUCAGCAAAAAGAAAAAGAAAUCAGCCAGUGAUUCCAUAAAGGCCAUGGCCCAGGCUGUGGGUGAUAAGUUGUCAGUUAAGAAUCACCCCAGCAGGACAAUGUCAAUCAGCAGACUAGACAUAAUUGGUCAGAGCCGCAGCAAGAAAUCUCUGUCUUCUUCACCUCAGCCGGUCAGGGCAUCUUUUAACAUAUCUCCAAAUGACACUCCUACACAUGGUAUGUACCAGAGUGGAUCACUAUCAGAUUUAUCCCACGAAAACAGCUCCACUCCAAACACACCGACAAGAGAACUGAUCAAGGUUCCAGUACUGCACAACAAAGGAAAGUGUUCCUCACUUGAUGGUAAAGACACCCCUAAGAAAAGUCAGAAAAACAGAUAUUCCUGGGCCCCAGAGAGUAACUCUGGAUCUGAGUGGUCUUUAAAAUUUGGUACAGGAAAUCCAUCUGAAGAGCUAAGCAAGUCUGUUACCAACAUUCACAAGGAUUCUCCAACAGAUUUUUUGAACAAGACAGUGGUUCCAGUUAUCCAUGUGCAAGACCCAGAUGGAAGUGAUCAGACCUUUAACAACACGUUCUCACAGGAAACCAGGGGUGCUAACAAAGCAAUACUUGCAUACUCCAAGCGCCAUACCCUCCAUGGUAGCUGUGUGCCCAAGGAAGUAAAGGCAGACCUGAAAGAGGGCAGGUAUGACAGAGUACAGGAAUUUCUGGAUCAACAGAGGGCUAAAGAGAGGAAAGAUGACACUGUACCAGCACACAUAAUUGACAUGUACAAGCACAUGACAAGAGAGGACUUAAUCAAAACUGUGUGGUCCCAGAAGGAGCAGUUAGUUAAGAAAGAUCAGUACAUAAAAGACAUGGAAAACUACAUAGAUACCAUGUUAUUGAGAAUAAUGGAUACAGCCCCAAAGUUGCUUCAAGUUCCUUAUAAUGUCAAAAAUAUAAAGGAAAAGAAGAAAAAAUGACACAAAAAUUUAUGAAAUUCAAUAAAGAGCAGCACUAUGUGGAGAAUUUCUUAACCUUAUUUACCUGCAUUUUCUGCUCUUAGUAUGUGAGUCUUUUGUAUAUUUGGUUAUUUUGUUAUUUUAUUAAUUUUAUUAAAAUGUUUUGUAUUGUGAAAAAAUUGAGUUAAUUUAUAUAUCCUCAAGUAAAACAAUAGAUUUUGUAGCAGUUGAGGGAGAUCUGGCAGAAUUUUUUUUAAGUAAACCCACCAGGAAAUCUGUUUUGAAAAAUUAAUCAGUAAGUUUUUUUUUUAAGUGCAAUACGAUUUUCAAUCCAUUCUGUAUAUCAAGUUGCUUAUCAGCAUUGUUUAAAACCAUACAUGUCAAACAUUGAACUUUAUCUCAUGUGGUAUCUAGAGGCAGCUUAGUGUCAGUGGACAUAUCCAAAUUGAAAGUAAGAUUUAAUUAUGUGUAAAAUAUGUAAAAAAAAAAAUAUAGCAAUUAUGUUGUUGUCAGAGGUAGUAGACAGCGUAAUAUCAUUAACUGUACAGAACUGUUCAGUGAAGUGCAUUUUAUAGCCAGUAUAAAGGCAAAUAGAUAAUUACCAGUGGUCACAUCCUGUCAACGUUUACAGUAUCACAGAAAGUAAGAGGACUUUAGAUUAUUUUAACUAUUUAAGUGUGAUAAAUGUGGAUUGCACAUGGGAUAGAGUGAAUAUGUACUGCUAGUCCAAACAACUGGCAUAUGUUGUCAAAUGUAUUUUUCUCAUUCAUUCAUGUGUGUAAGUAUGUAACUUUAAUAUUUUAUGUUAGUUUUUCAUAGUAUUAAAUACUAGGGGUAUAGAAAGCAACAGUAUAAUCAGUCCUUUUGUCCCUGGUUAAGCAAAUUAGUUUAAGAAUUGCUUCCCAGUAUGGCAUCUUUUUUUUUUUUUUUCCUCAGUUCAGGCCUUAUUAAUGGAUGAGUUUACAAACACUACCCACAGAUCUUUUGGCACAAAAGCCCAUAUUAACCACAUAAUACACAAAUUAUUAAACACACCCUUAAGUAUUUACCACUGCCAAAGUGAUUCCUAGCACCAACACUCAUCCGCUCUGAUAGUAGUAAAUACUUAUAUGGUGUGUUGGUUAACUCGUGGGUUAUGUGGUAAAUAUGGGUGUUAGUGCUUAAAAAUCUGCAGGUAGUUUUAGUAAAUGCCUAAUCUGUUAAUAAGGCCUGCAGUUUAACUGUAUGCAUGUGGUGGAGAAUAUUUUACAGUGUUUGGUGCUAGCUUGAUGCAAGUUAGUCAUGGAUUUUAUGUUAAUUGUUCUGCACUCUGAUUUGGAAAGAUUUCUGAUGGGUAAACUUAAUUUUAAGUUUAAAAAACUGGUUACAUCAGCAUAUCAGCUUUCGGGAUGUUACUUUGACAUUUUAACCUUUGAUUUUAUAAUUCAAACCUAGGUUUUAUGUCACAUAUUCAGUUUUAUUUUGAAAUGAUAGGGCAAUUCAAAAGGGUAAAAUUACGGGAUUGGUAGAGUUUCAACAGUUUAACUGUGAAUAUCAGUGCUGAAGUAUUUGUGUAUUAACAUUUUUUGCAUGUUACUGUGCUUUUUGUAAUGUUUAGGGGAGAAUACUUUUUUGAACAUUGUAAUAAUGAUCAUGUUUUUUUCCUGGAAAAAUAUUAGUAGGUUUAUGUGAAAUCCCAAAGUCUUCUUAGAUAAACCAAAAGAAGUAAUAGAAACAAAUCUUGCCAAAUCGUCAUCAUAUAUAAUAUUUCAAUGAAAAACACUCAUGUAUUAUUAAUAUAGCUAUUAAGAUCAAGCAAUAUGAAGAGAUAUAGGUCUUCCAUGCUUUUCCAAAUUUGCUCAAAUUUUUUUCUAGUUUCAUUAAAAUGUAGGAUAUUCAAUGUGCCAAUUUUGACAAUCCAUACAGGUUUUGACAAAUAUGGGAAGAAGUUUACAUUAUUAGUUAUUGAAAAGUCUAUUUCAAAUUUAAUAAUAUUAUAUUUGAUAAAAAAUUGUCCUAAAUGAUUGAAUACUGUCAAGUUUUAUGAAGUAUUUUAAUAAUAUGCUCUGCUGCUGCAUGCAGUACAUUUAAGUAAAAGUACUUCAUUUGAGUGUUUUGAAGCAUGUUCAAUAAAAUACUGACAUCAAAUUAACGCAUUGCUUUAUUUUCUUUAAUACUCCCAGAGCAUAAGCCUUUUACUUAAACAUUACACAUUCAAGUCUGAAGGGCAACAUGUUUUUUUCUUGCUAUAACCACUGGUUGGAUAAAUAGUUGCAAAUAUUUUUUUACGAACCAACAUACCAAAAUGCAAGUUUGUUAAAUUGUGGUGGACUUCCAAACCAAAAUAAAACUUCCCAGAACAAA
Lingula anatina is the source of this 3772-nucleotide messenger RNA. RefSeq names its product rab11 family-interacting protein 2. Gene Ontology annotation, cellular component: intracellular membrane-bounded organelle. Gene Ontology annotation, molecular function: small GTPase binding. Gene Ontology annotation, biological process: regulated exocytosis. The record is from RefSeq and is a predicted model, not a curated record. NCBI's taxonomy places the organism in Eukaryota, Metazoa, Brachiopoda, Lingulata, Lingulida, Lingulidae.